Pecten maximus is the source of this 1185-nucleotide messenger RNA. RefSeq lists its product as uncharacterized. The transcript has 8 exons. Bases 81 to 929 code for a protein of 282 amino acids. NCBI's taxonomy places the organism in Eukaryota, Metazoa, Mollusca, Bivalvia, Pectinida, Pectinidae. The record is from RefSeq and is a predicted model, not a curated record.
AACAGUCACGUGACAAUCAAGCUUCCAUGUCAUAUGACUUAGUACAGGGACAUUGAGGUGCUUUGUGUCGUUAUACCUGUAUGUACGCAGUAGUGUUAAUGAUGAAGUCAAUCAUUGUGGUAUCUUUGUGUUUUAUUAACACUUUCAGUCUCGGAUACGUAGUUGAUUGGUACUCUUCUGCUCCAGAAUGGGACGAUCUCAAAGUGACAUGGGAGAAGUUCGCUACAAUGCCAAGAAAAACUUCUGAUGCCGAGUCUGAAGGUUUUAAGAUGGUGUCAGAUUGCGGAGACAUUACUGGUAUCUAUGGGAAACGCUAUGUAAAAGGAGAAGACUAUGCUCUCGUCCUGUUGUACGGGGUCAAUGGCUACAUCGCUGGAAUUCAGAUUGGAGUUGCAAAGAACAAUACCGGCGCGUUCCCGCCUUUAAGACAGAUCGGCCAUCCCUUUGUAAAUAUCGGAGAUAUGUAUUACCUGACAGCCUACUUCAUCAAGCCAGAGACAAUCUGUACCACCGGGAGAACUCCUGCUCAAUUUGAUGCUGAUGGAACUGGUGACGCCCUCUACAUCCAGAAUGGUACUGAUGCUGCUGUCCACUCACUGGUCAUUCCGAAGGAAGAGUCCGGCAUAUCUUCAACGAAAUGGACAAAGGGACACUGUUUCUAUACCAUGGGAAUGCAUUACUGGUACGAUGUCAAGGCUGACAUGAACUGUGACGACUUUUUCCCUGUGUUCCUCCUCUAUAACCAAGGAAAGCUGAACGCCUUUGGUUGGGCUAUCGAUACGAGUAUGUCCUCAGAACGCAUGGAACAUCCCCCGGAGAGCACUAUCAAGCUCUUCAUAGACCCCGUACCCCAAUGCCUGCUCCAAAAACAACAACUCUCCACUAUGCACAUCUUCCUUACAAGUUCACCGAUAACAAACUUCUGCUGAUUGGUCAAAAGACUGGCUUCGUCAUCUCCGUCAAAACCGGAACUUAUUUUGACGUCAUAUCCACGAAUUAAUUUCAGUCGCCAUUUUAAUGGCUUGCUAUCGAAAUCCAAACUCCAGAGACGAGCACGAGGAUUAAAAUCAACAUCCCAAGCUGUAACGAUGGACAUAAAAACAUGUGUUGUUUUAUAUUGUAUAUUUAUUUUUCUUCUUUAUUUACCUCAUAUUUGAUAACUCAAUAAACAAAGGAUUGACUGUA